CCAGAGACGCUGAGUGGGAGUGGCGCCGAGCUGGAGGGGAUCCCGAAAAGCUGAGUUGCGGCAAACCGGGUCUGCAGGCUACUAUUUUGAAAAUGACAACACCAAACAAGACACCUCCUGGUGCUGACCCUAAGCAGUUGGAAAGGACUGGAACAGUACGGGAAAUUGGGUCACAAGCUGUUUGGUCACUCUCAUCUUGCAAACCAGGAUUUGGAGUGGACCAAUUACGAGAUGACAAUCUGGAAACUUAUUGGCAAUCAGAUGGCUCCCAGCCUCAUUUAGUGAACAUCCAAUUCAGAAGAAAAACAACUGUGAAGACAUUAUGUAUUUAUGCAGACUACAAAUCUGAUGAAAGCUAUACUCCAAGCAAGAUCUCAGUCAGAGUAGGAAAUAAUUUUCACAACCUUCAAGAAAUUCGGCAACUUGAAUUGGUGGAACCAAGUGGCUGGAUUCACGUUCCCUUAACUGAUAAUCAUAAGAAGCCAACUCGCACAUUCAUGAUACAGAUUGCUGUUCUAGCCAAUCACCAAAAUGGAAGAGACACUCACAUGAGACAAAUUAAAAUAUACACACCAGUGGAAGAGAGCUCCAUUGGUAAAUUUCCUAGAUGUACAACUAUUGAUUUCAUGAUGUAUCGUUCAAUAAGGUGACCUUAAGAGAGAACAAAAGUCAUUAAACAUAUCUUUGUUUUAUCUUUUCAGUAAAUAUUAUAUCUGGUAUCUUUAUUGAAAAAAGCAUCAGUUAUUUUGCAAUUUUGUAUGCAUUGAAAAGUAUUUUAUUGUAACUUUAAUAAAUAGAUUUUGGGUCAUAUUAUCUUUAUUUUCUUUAACACAUAAUAAAACUCACAUAUUUUACAUUAUCAAAAAUGGAUUUGAAGCCAAUCAUUAAAUUUUUCAUUAUAUCAAAAGAAAACCAGUUGAACUGAAAAUUUUAAGAUCUACAUAAUUUUUUAGUAACCAGGUGAUUAUUUCAUAUAGUGAUCAUGCAUUAGAGUAAUGAUUUACUGCAUGUUUGGGAACAAAGCUACGUUUUAUCAAUAGAUAUUAUCUUUAAUACGCCAAAAUUAUUCUUUUUUUUUUUUCUAUCCAGAGGAAGUUUAUAAGUUUAUUCUUUUAAUACUAGGCCUUUUUAAAAACAGUGUCAAAAUAAGCUUAGUAUUAGGAGUCUGAUGAGAACCAUUCUGAUUUGGGGAAUAUAGUUAAUUGUGUUGUAAUUAUUUCCAUGAAAUACUUAUCUAUAUCCUGAUAUUAUGUCAGAGAUUGCCGGUAUAAUCUACUGGUUGUCCUAAUUCUAGUGCUACUUAUAGAACAAUUAGUUUCAAAUUUGUGUCCGACAUUGAAGCAUUCCUUGAGGGAUAAUAUGUCUCAUGAAAAUUUUAAAAAUGUAUAAAAUUGUUCUUUAUAUAUAAAAAGAUUUUAAACAAACUUAAAUGUGUUUUCUUUCCAUGGUUUAAAAUGAGUAGAUUUGAUUCUGUAUACUAUUUUCUUUUUCUCUAUAUCUUACUUUUGGGGAGGAUGAUUUAUUUAGCCACAGAAUUUUCCCAGAUUGGCUCUUGUUUGGGAAAGAUUCCUCGGUGGUUCUUGCAUUGCUGGGUAGACUGAAGUCUUAAAUAGUAAAGUUUAAAAAAUAAUUAUGUGUUUGCUUUAUUCUGGCAGAGAGUACUAAUUUAUGUGGGUACUAUAAAAAAAAGAAGGUUUCACUUUUUCACUCAGCAGAAUCUCUGCUGUUCUUCCCAUGAGUUCCGCAAAGAGUUUUAUUGUUGUUUUCAUUUUGUUGUCUUUUGAAGUAAGAAGCAUCGUAGGUGAUCUAUAGGGUCACCAAAAAGUCUGUAACCAAAACUCAUUUGGGAUCAGCAAAUUAAUUCGAGUAUAAAUGUGAGAUAACUGGGAAGGGUAGAAGAGAGGAUUGAAGGAAAACACAUGGAUAGGAAUUAAAAGAAAAAGAGAGAACCAAGGAAAUAAGAAUAGCAAUAGGUACUAGGCACUGUAUGAGAUGUUUUGCUUUAAUCUGUUAAGGAAAACAUUCAUGUAAACAGAGUCAGUCUAAGAGAGAAAUCUAAUAAAAGGUACAAGAGGUUUUGUUAGUGAUAAUGUUACUACUUGCUAACUGCUUUUUAAAAAUUUGCUUAAAAGAAAAAAAGAAGAGGACUAAUUAUCAUUUACAUGAUCCAGGCUGUUAUCUGCUACUACUAGUAGUUUGCUAAGAGACUCCAACAAUCAGGAGAGAUUAAGGGGAAUGUUGAGAAAAUCAGUAUGUUUUCUACUUCUACUCUCCCUAUUUUUCGUAUGCUAGCUGGCUGACCACCUUAAAGGCAUGGGAAAUUUUGGUAGCUGAAGAUUAUGGAGAUAAUGCUUCCCUUUAUUAUAAGGAUUAUUUAAAGAGACUGAGAGACCACGCGUUACAUUAACAAAGCAUAAUUAUCUAAAACAGUUGCAUUUCUCUUUUAAAAGUGCAAAUUAUAUAUCCUACAGGGGAUUUGUAUCUAGAAUAUAUAAAGAACUCUUACAACGCAACAGUAAGAAGACAAACAGUCCAGUUGAAAGCAAAAGAUUUGAACAGUCGCUUUACCAAGGAAGACAUAGGGCUGGCAAAUAAGCACAUAAAAAGAUGCUCAACUUCAUUGGACAUUAGUGAAAUGCAAAUUAAAACCACAAUGUGAUACCAUUUCAUAGCCACUAGAAUGGCUUCAAUUCAAAAGACGAUUACUAGUGUUGACAGAGAUAUGGAGGAACUGGACCACACACUGCUGGUGAGGAUAUAAUUAAUGUGUAACCACUUUGGAAAACAGUUUGGAUAUUUCUGAAAAAGUUAGACAUACACCUAUUAUGUGACCCAGCCAUUCUACUUGCAGGUAUUUACCCAAGAGAAAAGAAAGCAUUUGUUCAUACAAAGACUUGUACGUGAAUGUUCAUAGUAGCUUUAUUUGUAAUACUUGAAAACUGGAAACAGCCCAAAUGUUGAUCAACAGGAGAAUUUGUGUAAACAAAUUGUAUAGCCAUAUAAUGGAAUACUACUCAGCAAUUAAAAUGAAUGAACAAUCAAUACAUGCAACAACAUGGAUAAAUUUCCAAAAUAAUUAUGCUGAGAGAAAGAAGCCAUACAAAAAGAGUACAUACUGUAAGAUUCUAUUUUUAAAAAAAAUUCUAGAAAAUACAAACUAAUUAAGUGACAGAAAGCAGAUCAGUGGUUGUGUAGGAUAGAGAGUGGGGAGAAGAAGGGGUGGACUGUUUUGGAGGGUGAUAGAAAUGUUCAUUAUCCUGAUUGCGGUACUGGUUUCACAGAUAUAUACAUAUGCCAAAACUUAUCAAAUUAUAUACUUUAAAUAUGUGCAGUUUAUUGCAUGUAAAUUAUACCUCAAUAAAGCUGAUUUUAAAAUAGCUGCUUCUACCUGUUUCACAUAGGAAUUACCCAAAGAUGCUAGAUUUGAAGUAGUUAUAUUUCAUACUGUAUAGGAUCUGAGAAUAAAAACUAAUAUUGACAAGCCUUUAACAGUUAAUAAAAUGACAGCAAAUUCACUAAUUCACUUGUAAUCAGGUAUAUGUCUUUGAGUAUUGGACAAACUGUGCAGUUAAGAGAUUUAAAUUUUUAAAUCGCACAUGUAAUCUAAGUAUAAGACACUUUUAAAAUUAGUUUAUUAGCUGAGGAAAUAUUGUUACAAGAAACUUUGUAUAAAACUGUGGAAUUUUAAAAUACAGCAGAUUGUUGAACACUAGUAAAUACACAACUCUAAAAAGACUAAUAGAUAUUGGGUUUUGAAUUAGAUAUAAUAAGGAAACCAAGAUAAACUUAAUGUGGACCUUGCUUUCCAGUAGCUUACAGUCUGCUAGGGGAAAUAAUAGGUCUCUAACCAACCAAAUCAGAAAUUAGAGUGGUAAGAUCUCUGAUGGAUGUAGUGUAGAAAAGAAGAGAGAGUUGACUUCCUGUUCAGGAAGAUAGAGAUGAAGCCAAAGAAGACAUUGUGGAGGAGGUGGAAUUUUGGAAAGAAAGAUUAUUUGUAAUAUCAGCUAGUUAUUCACUUUUCAAGGCUAUUCUUGACUCUAGACUGUCAUUGUUUUUAUAUGAGUAACAACAAUUAAUUUGAAACAGAUGAUUUGUGUAUUCGGAAUCAAGUGAUGUUUUGUACAUUUACUGUCAUUUGAAAAGUUCCAAUGAUUAAAACACAGACAAAUCUUGAAAAGUAUUUUUAGACACCAUGCCUCCUAUUCUUUUAGCCAUUAUGACUACUAAUUUAGUACAGAUUAAAACAUAACAGUAUAAAUCUUUAUGAGUAUAAGAUUUUAUGAAUUAAAUACAAAUAUUUGAUAUGUUUCUAGUGUUUUAGAAAAUUGUUACUGCUCUAAAAUUCUUAAUAAAAUGUUGGCUUAUUAUAUAUUAUUUUUAAUUGAAUUCUUGGUUAUUUCAUCAAUUACCUUUUUAAAAUGAUAAAAUUUGCAAAAUAUGUUACAUUAAAG
Messenger RNA from Diceros bicornis minor, 4451 nucleotides. RefSeq names its product anaphase promoting complex subunit 10 (gene ANAPC10). Gene Ontology annotation, biological process: protein K11-linked ubiquitination; anaphase-promoting complex-dependent catabolic process. The coding region runs from base 93 to 650 and encodes 185 amino acids. Lineage: Eukaryota; Metazoa; Chordata; Mammalia; Perissodactyla; Rhinocerotidae. Gene Ontology annotation, cellular component: anaphase-promoting complex. The record is from RefSeq and is a predicted model, not a curated record. The transcript is spliced from 5 exons.